This is a messenger RNA of Phytophthora sojae, 1035 nucleotides long. RefSeq lists its product as hypothetical. The transcript has 2 exons. Bases 1 to 1035 code for a protein of 344 amino acids. The record is from RefSeq and is a predicted model, not a curated record. Lineage: Eukaryota; Oomycota; Peronosporomycetes; Peronosporales; Peronosporaceae.
AUGCCCGCUCGGGAUUUCGGAGCAAUGUGCUCGGCACUCGUGCUGACGCGAACGACGAAGAAGCUUGCGCUAGAAUUGGAGAUCGACCCCUCCGAUCACACGAACCGCGAGCAAUGGUGGAAAUGGCUCGCUUAUGGAUUGUUCUCCCGACGCGCUCGAGCGUGCUCCACACUCGAAACCCUCGUCAUCUCUGGACUAGGACGUCUGACUGGUGCUGAUGUGCGUGUAUUCACUUCCGUAUUAGCGUCGCAGCAUCCAGAGGAGACGUUAUGUGGCACGUCUCGAGGCGUGAUGGGGGAGAAGGACGCAACGCUGAUGUGUGGAGCUCGAAUUAGGUGGAAUUUCGAUGAGGGAGUCCAGUCCAAUUUUCUCACGCUGGACACGCCAAUUGAGUUUGUACGGAUCUUCAGUGACGAUGACACCAGCGACUGGGUGAACAUUCUCAUUGCCGGGUUCGGGCGUUGUCAAGUCCGGCGCCGUGAUUUGGAAUUCCAUGAUGAACCGCCCGCAAUCAGGGGUUCUGGUGGUAUCACGUCGCUUACGCUUGGGUUUCCUGAGUCGGAUAACGUGGCGACUUUAACGCUAUCCUCGCUUAUCAAAGCAAUUGGGCCUUCGCUGAGAACGCUGGUACUGGACGGUCCGAAGAAAGUUUAUUCGCGCGAAUUUAAUGAGAACGAAAUUAUCCAGAGCUGUCCGAAUCUGCUCGAGCUGACACUUGCUAGGGAUAUAAUUGAGGUCCAGCUCGACUUCCGCAAAUAUCGCGCGACGAAUACCCCGAUACCGGAGCUGACGGCUCCGUGGUUUGACGUAUUAAAACUCGCUGACUACUUGAGUGCUCCCGAAAAUCCUCUGACGAAGUGUGCCCGCCGCCUGAAGUUCUGCGUCAAGUAUAUUACGAGUCUCCGCAGCAACUUCUGUAUGUCGAUCGACAAGGACGAGAACUGCUCUUUGGACCACACGGGCAAGUCGCCGAGAGACCCCAAUAUCAACAAGACCAACGACCUUAAUCAGGUCUACACGGCAAACAGGAAAUAG